CUAGCCCCCGCCUCCGGGGCUCUGCGCUGUGAGAACUCUAUGGUGGGGAUUUCUAGGCGAGGCCUCCGCGGAGACUCUAUGGUCGCAGCCCGCCCACCCCGAGCGUCCCGCGCGGGCCCUCCGUGUUUACGAUGCCGCCGGCGCCGCUUUCCUGAGGCGGAGACGGGCGCGGCGGCUCUCCCCACGCGCGGCCACCGGCGGGGCCUGGAGGGCCUCUGAGCUGAUUAUGGAAGAGGUGCACAAGAGCAGCAGCGCCAGCUCCGUGCCGCCUUCCCAGCCCUCGGCCGUACAAGGUACAGCACUGCAGGCAGCUCAGCUCUCUCAUAUUGCUCAACAGAAACACUUGGAGAAGGAAAAAACGAGAGAAGGUUGAGAGAAAUAGACUUAUUGAUGGACAGCACAAUUAAUAAAAGGAUGUCUCUGCGAGGUCCUGCUCCUCUGACGGUUGUUCAGCUUCCUGGAGAGCAAGUCCAGGUCCAGGGAGUCAUUCAGACCGCGCAGUCCUCUUCUGUAAUCCACUCACCCCAGGUGCAGACAGUGCAGGUAUCUUCUUUGUCGGAGAGUGAGGAUUCUCAGGACUCAUCAGACAGCAUAGGCUCUACGCAGAAAGCUCGAGGGAUCUUGGCGCGUCGUCCAUCUUACCGAAAAAUCUUGAAAGAUCUCUCUUCUGAAGAUACACGGGAUAGAAAAGGAGAUGAGGAAAGUCCUGGGGUCUCUACUGUUACGUCCAUGUCUGUGCCCACGCCCAUCUACCAGACGAGCACUGGCCAGUACAUUGCCAUUGCUGCAAAUGGAUUGCAGCUGGCCAGCGCCGGUGCCGAUGGUGUGCAAGGCCUGCAGACGUUAACCAUGACAAAUGCUGGCGGGACUCAGCCCGGCACGACAAUCCUGCAGUAUGCACAGACCUCAGAUGGCCAGCAGAUACUUGUACCCAGCAACCAGGUGGUUGUGCAGACUGCCUCAGGGGACAUGCAGACUUACCAGAUCCGCACCACGCCGACCACCACGUCCCUCCCUCAGACCGUGGUCAUGACGUCUCCCGUCACUCUGACGUCGCAGUCGAGUAAGACGGACGAUCCGCAGCUGAAACGAGAAAUAAGGCUGAUGAAGAACAGAGAAGCUGCUCGAGAAUGCCGCAGGAAGAAGAAGGAGUACGUGAAAUGUCUGGAAAACCGAGUUGCGGUCCUGGAAAAUCAGAACAAAACUCUAAUUGAAGAGCUAAAAACUUUGAAAGAUCUUUACUGUCAUAAAAAUGUGUAAGAAAAGAAGGUAAAACUUCGGUGGACUGUUGAAAUUUCGGAGGAGAAUUUUUUUUUUUUUAUACUGAAUUUUUUUAACUAGAUGAAAGGUCAAAAGUGAAACUUUUCUACCUAGAUUUCGCAAGGUAAAGACUACAUAGAUUUUAUUUACAACGUGUUGGUGACAAAGUACAAAAAGGAGACGAGAAAACCUCACCACAAUUCCUGCUGGCACAACUGGAAACUUUAUAUAAAGCCAAGAUUGCAUCUGCAAUAAAAGGACAUUGGCGUUUUACCAGGCAGGCGAUUAGAAUUUCUCUGACAGUUUUUACCUCUUGUGAUGGGGACAAUAUUUGGUUUCAAUUAAAACGUGGAUGGAAUGGAAUCCUUGCCAUAGUUAACAUUGUUAGUAACAUUUAUAACCAGUGUAUGUUUUGAUUUCUUAACUCUUUUUCAAUCCUUGCUCUUCCUUUCAGUUAUCUGUAUGUAAAUAUUUUAAUUUGAACCUGUAAGUUGUUCUUUACAGGUGCAGGUGAUAAGAAGCUAAUCCUUUGCUCGAAGCGUAAAUUAUGUUUCCUCUUUUUCAGCUGACAGUUUUACAGGUUUUUCUUUCUUUUUGUUUUUUGUUGUUUUUUUUUUUUUUGUUUUCCUUCAAUGUUUGCUGUGUUGAUCGAGUUUGGAAAGGAUCUGCAGAAAGCAGCGAGAGGAGCAGCCCUGAAAAUGCCUGGGGGUGCACGGGGUGGUGUUGGCUUCAGAGAGCUCAACGCAUCCAAUUAUUUGAAAGCACGGUUUGGUAGAAUGAGGAAGGGCCAACAGAAGUUUCUGGAGGAUGAUUUCACAGUAGUUUGUUUUUAGUUGCUGGGCACGAUAGACAUCUAUAAUUGAACAGGAAAUGGUGUGCUGAUUAUCUAUACAAUUAAAUAUGCACUGCUUAUUCUGUCUGGAGAUUCUACCGUGCUUUGGGACGUAAACCAAAUAGAGGAACGAUAAAACAGAGAAUGGAAGGCACAUACCAAAGGGUUUCAUGAGGUUCUGAUCUAUGGUUUAUACGCUGAAAGCAACGCGAAAUUUCCAAACUCAUUUUGUAAAGUAGGCGAUAUUUUGCAAAGCAAUGGUAUCUUUGUAAGAAAAUACUCUAUUGAAAACAGGUAGAUGGUUGGUAUAUUUUGUAGCUGAACUGUGAUCCUCACGAGUUCCGAAAUUAAGUUUAUAUACGUAUUUUGACAGUUUAUAUAUUUCAUUUUAGUAAACAAAUGAAAUAUUUUGCGAAGCAGAUUUUCAAGCGUAUAUUUUUUAUGGGUAGCACAAAGUCAAAUGAGAUCCUCUUUGGCGCAGGAGAUAUUUGAAUUAAUUUUAUACGUCUGUAGGCAACUUACAGAAAGAAAUGGAUCUUGGGGGGGGGGGGGGGGGAAGGGGAAUAAACUGGGGCUUUUUUCCCCUGCAGUUGAUAAUAUCUGCACGUUAGAUCUGAUUGCUCUCGGAGGUUCUGGUGGGUGUCGUUUUGAUGUGUUCCAGGCAGACGUUCUGUGUCUGAUGUGAGCAGGGCAGUCUUUCUGGGUGUUCCAAUCCACCUGGGCACGGUGCUGGGCUGUGCUAGGAGCCCUGCUCCCCCCCCCAGAGCUCCCUCCAACCUCGGCCUUUCUGCCAUUCUGUGACGUAGACAAACGUGUACGCAGUGCUUCUUGCAUGGCGAGCGAAUACACUAUUUUCCAUAGUUAGGAUUGAAUCCUGCUUCCAGUUCUGUCAGCGGGAAUUGCACUAUGGGCUGCGCUGUUCAAAAGGUGUUAGAGCUACGUGUGCAUGUUGUGCUAGCUCGGAUCCGAAUGAAACGAGGGGACGUGCUCGCUCCCUGGACGUGUACUGCUUAUCGUGUGGUCGGUCGGCGUUUUUUAUUUCACUCAUGUUGAACUCGUGGGUUUCUGAGCAAGCAGAGCUCUUGGCAGGUGCUGCGAGACCUGCUGUUAGCAGGCUGUGCAAACAUUUUCGUUCCUCAGCUCUCUGAACGGGACGUGUCUGUCAUCCACAGCACGUUUCCCUUCGGCCAAACCGGAGGAUGCGGUUGUGUUCUCAGUCACGUCAAACAAACAAAAAAAAAAUGCUUUUGUUGCACAUCAGAAAUAACGAGCAACGCCGAGAAAGUCAUGGCAUGAGUAAAUGGCUCGUGGGGAGGUGCUGAGUCCUCUGUUCUGUCGGUGGAAUUUCAGGAAGAGGGAACACCUCGGGGUGCUCAGCACCUCCAGGAUUGGACUUUCACUGUCUGCCAUCAGCGUGUGCGCGCUUCGGAGGGAUUGAGCUGCAGCGCCGCGACUGACGUGGUAGCUCCUCUGUUUGGUAUCUUGAUCCUCACUGCGUGCUCUUGUUCCUUUACCUUCUUUUGUAAUAAGGAAUCAUAAUAAAAGAAGUUAUCACGUGUUAAGACCGUACAAGCAAUGGUGGCCAGUUCUUUCUGUAUUUCAGCAAGCGGAGCGAAUGCGUAGUGCUGCCGGGCGUAACGUGAGUCCGUUCUUGUCCCCUUUUAAGAUGGGGUUUUGGAAAGAGCACCUUGAUUUCUCAUCACGGAGGCAUUCACCAGUAACGUGGCUUUGCUCUUUAAGUCGUCACUUAUCACUGAGUGAUACUUCUUUUGGAUUUCUUUCCAAACGUUGACGGGGAGAGAACGAGAUCGAAUGCCCUGGGAGUGAGAGGUGUGGUAGCAAACGCUGCUCUGCUGUUUUGUUCCAAACCCACGUCCGUGCUUUAUAUGAACUGUAAAUAUUUGUCAAAACAAUUAGGUGGUUGCGGAUUUUGACCUUGGUAAAUAAAGUCGCCAAAAUACAA
This is a messenger RNA of Numida meleagris (helmeted guineafowl), 4055 nucleotides long. RefSeq names its product activating transcription factor 1 (gene ATF1). The coding region runs from base 391 to 1260 and encodes 289 amino acids. The record is from RefSeq and is a predicted model, not a curated record. NCBI's taxonomy places the organism in Eukaryota, Metazoa, Chordata, Aves, Galliformes, Numididae. The transcript is spliced from 9 exons. Gene Ontology annotation, molecular function: protein binding; RNA polymerase II cis-regulatory region sequence-specific DNA binding; DNA-binding transcription factor activity, RNA polymerase II-specific. Gene Ontology annotation, biological process: regulation of transcription by RNA polymerase II. Gene Ontology annotation, cellular component: nucleus; ATF4-CREB1 transcription factor complex.